AUGGCUCAGACAGAAAUGGUGACGGUGCGUAUGUCGCGCGGCCAAAUGGGUACACCAUGGGGUUUCGAUAUUGGACCUGAACUGGCCAUCAUUCACGUAAUCGGAGGUUCACUGGCUGACCGUGCUGGCUUAUUAAAUGGAGAUGUUUUAGUAGAACUUGAAGGUCACCAGAAUUUAAAUGUCGAAUUAGCAAAACAAUUGUUGUCGAAAACGGAGCAUAAAGUGGAAUUGAUUGUACAUAGGACAGGAGGCAAUAUAACACAUCGAAUUUGGCAACCAUCGGUAACUGAAAAUACAGAAUAUAAUAAAUUUCAACAUUCUGUAUUCAAUGUUCCUUCGACCGAUGCUCAGAAGAUGGAGUCUCCAAUUGUCCCUUUGAAGGUGUCGCUGGAACAUCAGAAUCCGGAAUCAAUCCCAAUCCCUGGUUUUAACGUCGCAGCUCAGCCAUUCGGUGAUCAUAAAGAGGUGAAACAUUUACAGUACAAUUCACCGAUGCCACUUUAUUCGCCACAAACAGCUGCCGAACAAUACCUUCAACAAACGGGUGGACUAUUUGGAACUGAUCCAAAUUUGGCUAAACAAAAGGAAGUUCCAUCGUAUUUGCGAUCAGAAACACUUCGCCUUAUCCAGGAAAGCGAACGGUCGAAAGAAAAUGGAAGACACGCGACACCAGUUAGAUCAACUAAAAUCAAUCAAGAAGAAACUCGACCGAAUGUGGAAAAUAUUUCUGAAACACCGAUGUGUUUUAUUUGUGGACGCAAUAUUAAAGGAGUGAUGUGUCGAGCAUAUGAUCAUACAAUGCAUAGUGAUUGCUUCCAAUGUUCGACGUGUGGUAGUUCUCUUAAGAACCAAGGACAUCAUUUUAUCAACGACAAAUUUUACUGUGACAUCCAUGGUCGCCAGCUUAGAGGAGGUAGUAGCGUCGCAAAACGUGAUGAGAUCCAUUGGUCUACCUCGACAUCUAGUGAGCCGGUAAGCAAUAUUAGGAAUAGACGAAGGCCCAGAAUGGUUCCAACUUCUGACAAAAAUACUUUGCUAACUCCAUAUCAGCCAGAAGUUAUGACUCGGGAAUCGAUUUCAAUCAGUCCAACACCAUGGAAGACACAAAGUCCCAUCAGUCCAAGCAAUCGAGGUGUGCCACCAGCGGCUACUUUAUAUGGGCAGGAACUGAAUGAAUUGAGGAAGGAAAUUUACAGUUCGUCGAUGAGUUCAGGUAACGUGUCCGAUCAACAAUCACACCACUCUUCGCAAAUGUUAAUAAGCCGUGUCCGAUCUUUGCCGCUUGCAAUCCGGAAAGUAACUUCACCAUGUCGGCUUCCAUGUAAACAUCACUGGCCUCCAGAAUCCCAAAAAAUUAAGAAAUAUUGGCAGUGCAACUAUUUGAUUGCUGAUGCUUCUAAAGACUCCUCUAAAAAAUCGGAACAAGAUGAAUUGCUUCUGUCAGUGUCAAAAUUUAUCAAGGAAAAUGAGAAUAAGCGGCGAAAGCCCCCAAGUCCUAAACGAUACCUGUUAAGAGGUGAAGAAAAAAGUUGUCAUUGGAAGCCUACCCAUCAUCUGGAAAAGAAUGGAAUCACUGCAGGUAAUUUUAGCAUGAGAUGCAGAUACCAUUUGACGCCAUGUGAUAUGUUUUUUCGAAAUCCAAAUUAUUCGGAACAUACGGAACGACGAAAGAAAUUCUCAAACGAAUACAACUGUGAUGUGGAAGAGAUGCAUAAAAUAAGUAUAGGAAACUUAAUUGAUAAUAGCAAUAACUAUGAGUGCGAUAGUUAUUUCUCUCCAAAUGAUAUCAAUGAAUAUCAACAGAUGCAACAAUAUAUUCAAAACAAGCCAGACUUGAUUACAAUCUCUCAGAACACUGAUCACAAGACGGGAAAUUUAGAAAUUCGAAAAUAUGAAAGGAAGGGAUGCGAAAAGGAAGAGCAAAAUCUUGAUGAAAAUGAUGUCGUUGUAGCGAACAUCUGCAAUAGUAUGGAAAUGAAAAAUCUUCCCAUAAAAGAGAUACUUGAUGUUCGAGAGCUGUCUGGUGAAACAGAAUCACACAGAUAUCAAACAGAUGUCAAAAAUCAUUGCGAUGAAAUUGAAAAUAUUGGCCUAGCUAGAAGUGAAAAGAAGGAACCAGUUAUUGAAAUGGAUGAAAAGUUUAUUACUGAUGUCUCUCAAGAUAUUAUUGUGAAAGAUCUGUUACACCGCAGCAAAGAUAGCAAGAACAAAGGAAAUAGAUGGAAAACAUGUGAAGGGUGGAAUGUGCUUGAUAUUCAUAGUGAGAAUGAAAAGAUAAUGAAAGGGAUUGGAGAAAAGAUCGAGGAGGAACAAAAAAAAUCCGAGGGUUUGGAUCCCAUAGAAGAACGUGAUAAACAGAUUGCUAUUGAAAGUAUCACUCGAUAUCAGCUGGAAUUACAUGAUCCGGGGAAGGAACUCUCACAUAUACUUGAAAAUGCUAUCGAUUUCCUCAAAAAUCUUGACAACAUGGAAGACAAACUGAUGGAUGAAAAUGGCUUUUGUCAUCAGCAACAGAAAAGUACAAAAUAUCCGGACACAAAUAAAAUAAUAGAAGUAGUGGAAAAUCGAUCAAACAAUUGUCGAAAUGUGGCUGUCAGUAGAAAUUCGUAUAUUAAACCAUCAAAUGUACGUGAACCACAAAAUGACGAACUGCCAAAAAGUCGAGGUGUACUUCAUACUCAAAGUAACCGUGUACCGCGUUGCGAAGACUGCAGACAAGAAAUAAGGGGUGCAUACAUCUUAGCGAAUGGAUUAGCAUACUGUCCAGAUCAUUUUGUGUGCUCCAACAAAUCAUGUGGUCGCAAAUUGUUGGACAUUGGUUUUGUAGAAGAAAAAGGACAUAAAUAUUGCGAGCGUUGCUUUGAAACUGAAAUUGCUCCGCGCUGUGCUAAAUGCAAUCAGCCUAUAACUGCUGACUGUCUGAAUGCGCUUCAGAAACAGUGGCAUCCGCACUGCUUUGUUUGCACUCAUUGUUGUAAUCCAUUUGGAAAUUCUGCAUUUUUCCUCGAACAAGGACAACCAUACUGUGAAGCAGGCAAGCUCUUCAGUCCAUUCACUGUUUAA
This is a messenger RNA of Acanthocheilonema viteae, 3063 nucleotides long. Lineage: Eukaryota; Metazoa; Nematoda; Chromadorea; Rhabditida; Onchocercidae. The record is from the annotation of a GenBank genome assembly.